AUGGGUUUCGAGGAAGCAACUAGUGGUUGUGUUGUUUCUUUGAAUUGCGCUGGAAAGGAUCAACUUAUUCCCUUGUUGAAGCGUUUUUGGGAAAUAGAGGAACUCCCUGCUGACCCAAAUUCUCUUUGGACAGGAGAUGAAAGAGCUUGUGAACAACAUUUUAUUGACACCCGUUACAGAGAUAGCACUGGUAGAUAUGUAGUUAGACUUCCAUUUAAGACUGAUCCGAAACGUUUAGUUAAAGAACGUGAUGCCGCCGAGACUCUGUCUAUCACUAUGCAGACAAAUUUAGAGCGUAGAUUUCAAAAUAACUCAGUAUUGUUUGAUGCUUAUAGUUUGUUCAUGCGUGAGUAUAUCGAUCCUAAUCACAUGGUGGAGUUAAAACUCGAUGAGACCAAUGAUUGUUGGUUCUUACCCCACCAUGGAGUAAUUAAUCUUGCAAGUACAACUACGAAACUCCGUACCGUGUUUAAUGGAUCAGCUAAAUUCAAAGCGGGCAUCUCUCUGAAUGAUUUACUCCAUGUUGGGCCCAAUUUGUUGUGUAAUCUUUUUGAUCUUAUCACUUCUUGGAGAUCUGACAAGUUUGUUUUUUCGUCUGAUAUAGAAAAGAUGUUUCGUCAGGCUUGUGUAGAUGAGAUUGAUCAGAAACAUCAGUGUAUCUUUUGGCGCUUCUCUAGCUUAGAACCGGUUUUAGCUUAUCAAUUGAAAACCGUGACUAAUAGACUAGCUUGUUCUCCGUACCUAGCUUGUAGAGUGAUCAAGCAGUUGGCUAGUGAUUACUAA
Molecule: messenger RNA, 783 nt
Organism: Copidosoma floridanum
Lineage: Eukaryota; Metazoa; Arthropoda; Insecta; Hymenoptera; Encyrtidae
Source: RefSeq, a predicted model, not a curated record